AUGCCACGAGUAACUUCCUUUUUUUUACUCUCCAUUUUAUUCUCUUUUUUCCUUUUCUCCGGGCAAAAUGCAUUAACAAACGAUGACGACGAAAACAAAAGGGCUAGCUUGCUAGCCUUGCUAAAAAACAGCUUUUUCGAUAAUACGGAAAAUAAAAAAGGAAACCACAUAGAGGGUGCAUUGGAAAACAAAAACAAUAGGACCUUACACCCCACAGAUACCGACAAGUUUGACAAAUUUUUGGAUCACUUUUUUAAAUUUUAUGGCAUUUACGUAACUUUCAGUGAUAAGGACAAAAGAGUGUUACACCUCUCUGGGGUUUUAAAUGAGGUGUAUGUGGAUGUAGAGGCCCUCAGCAAAGAAGACCUCUGGAAACAUUUUGGCAAUGUUUACGAGAAGGGAUUCAAUUUGAUUAAUUUAAUCGUACAUAGUAAUUUGGUGCAUCCAAAAUAUCAUGAAACGGUGGUGCAGGGGAUGGAUGGGGUGGUAGGGAUGAAGGAGGUACAGGCUGAACAGAAGGAUGACCCCACGGAAGGGGAGGGAACCCACGAGAAGGUCGACCCCCCACAAGAGAGCGAUUCUGAGCCGACGGUAGACACCACACAUGAAACUCACCCUCACAAGAAAGUGGACCACCCACAAGAGAGCUAUUCUGAGCAGAAGGUAGACACCACACAUGAAAGUCACCCUCACAAGAAAGUGGACCACCCACAAGAGAGCUAUUCUGAGCAGAAGGUAGACACCACACAUGAAAGUCACCCUCACAAGAAAGUGGACCACCCACAAGAGAGCGAUUCUGAGCAGACGGUAGACACCACAAAAGAGAGCGACCCUCAGCCGGAGGACGACCCCGCUGAGAACUACGCCCAUUACGACGCCCAGAAGUUUAAAGGACCCGUCAAGUAUGAUCAAAGCCAAAAAUACGGGGUGAUGCAUGAAAAUGCUCAUGACUACCACUACGAUGGCAAUGAAAAAUACUCGGAGAAUAUGGAUUACGAAAAUGGGGAAGAAUACAAUGCGCAGGAGGAUCAGGACUAUCAUGACUCUGACGAUGAGCACUACGAAUACGACGAACACGACCAUGACGAUGAGGAAGACAAAAAGAAAAUGAAAUACCUAGGGAAAAAGCUCAAAAACUUACUAUCCAUGAAAAACAUAAAACUAAAUAACAACUCCACUGGAGAAUUUAAAGUGAACUUCUACACGAACUACGUAAAUUACAUCAAGACUCCAUACGGUGCACACUUAUUGCCCUUUCCUAAGGACAACUACGAAUACGCCGAGGUCUAUUCAGGUGAUAAGAGCUACCCAAAGAAGCACAAUGAUAACAAAAUUUACUAUGUCGAUGAGAAGGAUCUUAUGUCACCACAUGUAAAAGGGGGCAUGCAGGUGGAGGCACAGGAGGAAGGGUCAUACAAUGUGUACAAAAGCGGAAUGAAGGGGAUCUCCGAAAAGAUUAAAAAGAACUCAGGCAAACAGGGAAGUAAGAAUAUACUGUGGGGGGAAAAAAGGGCAGGAAAAUAUCAAAUAAAGGGAGACAGCAAUGGGGAUGAGGACGACGAUGAUAACGAUGAUUACGAUGGCGACGAUGAUGAAGACCCAGAUAGACACGACCAGCUGCAGAAUGAGCUACUUCACCAAGGGCAUGGACCAAACAAGAAGUCCAAAUAUGGCCAUAAGAAUAAAAAAAUUCAUGGGGAAAGCGUGGACGAUGAAGAAACAACUGACAAGGCAUCAGAGGAAAAGGAAAAAAAGGGCAUGGAUUUUGCUUAUACGUAUUACAACCCGUAUUAUAUGUUCAAGCUGGGAAGGAACAUGCCAACCGGAAAGACGGUGCAACCGAGUGGGAAGGGGGGGCACCUGAAAGGAGGAAAAGGCCAUAAGGAGGAGGAAGAAGAGGAAGUGACAGACGAAGAAGAUGUGGAUGCCGAAACCGGCACGGUGAAGAAGAACACAAAACAAAGCGCUGCAAACAUCUUCGUAAACGCGCUUCUAGAACUGGCAGGCUACCUACAGCCGAGCGAAAGGAAAAACAGUGAACUGAAGGAGGACAAAAAUAUUCUUGGGGAAAGAAGCAAAAACAGACCCAUAUACAAGACAAAAGAAAUGAAGAGCAGAAAAAUGAAAACAAAGAGAGACAUCCUGGACGAAAAGACAAAAGAAAAUGUCAAAGACACCAUGUACAUUAAAGUAGGACAAAAUGGAACAAAUGGAUUCUUAAAUUUCUUCGAUUUUAGAGAAUAUUCAGUAAAAAAAAAUUUCAAAGAUCUCUUAAAAGUGAUGGAAGCCUUAAAGGUGUUUAAUAUAACCGAAACGAUUAUUUUUAUUCAGAAGUUCACAGAAUCUGUGUGUGCAUCGUACUGCAUGGGGAUCACAGAUGUGUUGGAGCUAGUAAAUAAUGACAUGUUAUUGUAUGAGAAGAUGUCUUUCCACUUCCGUAAGAAUGGAAUGACUGUCACGACUAAUUCAGAUUACGAAUUUAAUGGCGUAAAAUUUGAAAGCUUCCUAGCUUUGCUAAACAUAAAUAAAGAAACCAUACCUCUUACUUGCCCUUGUAAAUCCUACACCAAUAAUGUUAUCAGCUACUGUAAGCAAUACAAAUCCAAAAUGAGGGGAUACUUUACCCAGUCGAACCACUCUGAAUACUUGGAAAAGUUCACUCCCUAUUAUCUGCUGGAGCAGUUAAUGCUUCUGGAGGAGAAAUUGAAUUAUAUUAAAAAGAAUGGAAAAAUAUCCUCAGAUACGUCUGUGAAGAAUUUGGAGAGUAAGGAGCUUCACACGACGGCUUACUACCACAACAAGAGGUACUUCCCCCCCUUGAAGGCGUCCAGCGCAUCGGCCACUGUGCCUGUAAGUGGUGCCAGCCGGAAAAGCGGACCUAGCCGCUCCAGCGGAUCUGGAGGAAAGGGAGUUGACGGCAAUGGUGUAAGCAGCCACGGAAACAGCCACGGAGGUGUGGACGUUGCGGACGAGCUUAAAUACCCGGACGUAGACACACUGAACAUCUACUACAACGCCUCCCCAGUGAACCUGAAAAGCAUCCAGGAUGUUAAGAACGUUCUCAUUGACGAAGUCAAGUCGAAAAUAUUUUACAUAAAUUCCUACCGAAUAGGAAACCAGUUUUUCCCCACGUACAGCAACCUAGGCAAAGACGACCACGAUUUGGAAAUUCAGGAGUCGGUUAAUUCUUCCAGAAUGAAAGAGGAAGACACGACGAAUAAGCGAAGCCACAAGUUGGGCAACUUCGUGGGGCCCAAGCUGGAAUCUGUCGAGAAGCACUCCAAAGGGGAAAACAAAAAUGAUGGCAUAGAUGGAGGUAGUGAUGGAAACAGCGGGGAUGAUGGAGACCUGAUGAAGCAGAAAAUCAUGGGAAACAGCGACUGGAUUCCAUUGAAAAGCCCUCCCAACCCUGAAGACUUUUACAACGAGAAAAAGCGCCACACGAACCUUUUUGAUCAUGAGGGGAAGAAAUUGUUCGAAAAUAAAAUGGACGAAAAUGACGGCGUGAGUUUGAAGAGCGCCUUCUUGGAGAAGGAAGCGAGUGUGAAGAAGGUGCCCACAACAGUUGCAAAGGAUUCCGAGAAGGAUGACAAGCACAAGGGUGACGGAGCAGGUGCGACCCAUGGGGCAGAACAAGCGGAAAGCGAGAACAACGUAAAUGAGAAGAAGGUAAAUGGGAACAACGUAAACGAGAGCGACGAACAUUCUGUGGAAUCUCUCAAACUUCAGAUCAAAAUGGAAAAAACCUCCUCGUCUAAGAAGAAAAAAGCAAUCAGCGCCAAGUAUUUAAUUUAUUUUUUUAAAAAUGUACAUGUAUGGAAAACGGGGGAGUAUUGCAAGAAUGUGACCUACAUAGACAACUUGUUGAAGGAAAUUAAUUACAACGAAGAAAUAAUAUUCCAGGAACAUCUAGACGAAGACAGCGUUGUUCUUUACUUCUCCUCCAAUUUGAUGGAUAAAUACAAAGUGAAUAUGGAUUACUUCAUAUUCUUAUUACAGAAAAUUUCACUAAUUAUGUACGUGGAACAUCUCUGUGGAAUUUUCCAGAUAGAGGAAAUGAAGCAAAAUAAGAGAAUUGACAAGUACAUAGAAAACGAAGCAAACAUUCACAACUUUAUGGAAAGACACAUUUUGUUUUCACAUGAACAAUAUUCGAAGAAGAACAAAUAUGCAAAGGAGUUAUCCAUAAUUUCUACUUCGAACUUUUUUUCUUCCAAAAAGGACAUAAUCCUCAAUAGCGAGCCAUACAACAACAUCAUAUUUAACGAAAAGGAGAUUUAUGAAUCGCUAUACAUUUACAUGGAAGAUGUGUUAACAGAAAGAAGGCUGCAUGAAUCCUGGUUGACACCAUACGGAUUCAUCUUGUACAAGCCUUCUUUAAGCGAUGUAGACAAUUACCAAUUAAAGAUAUCCCAAAAUGAAUUCAUCACAAAAUAUUCCAGAAGCGCUAUAGAUAAAUACAUGUAUUAUGAGUACCGAAAAAUGGGCAAUAACAUUGUGCAACACCAUUCAGAAUUGAGUCCCAAAUUAAGUGAACAUUUAAAUGAAAUGAAGGAAUACACUUUAAUCAUUUACAAUGAUAAUCCAUCCAUGACCAACAUUAUAAUCAGGACCACUGUCAACGUUUUCAAUAUUGCCUUUUUGCAGAGCUUGUUAGAGGUCAUUUUAGAAAUUAGGGCUACUCAGCAAUUCUUUUCCUACAAUGGAAGAUUCAUCCCCAUAGACGCCUUCAUCAUUUUGGACGAGGGGGUGAACUACCUCUUCUUUAACUACGUUCCGAAUGAAAAUCACAUCAACUAUGUCGCGUGA
Plasmodium inui San Antonio 1 is the source of this 4809-nucleotide messenger RNA. RefSeq lists its product as hypothetical. The coding region runs from base 1 to 4809 and encodes 1602 amino acids. The transcript has a single exon. Lineage: Eukaryota; Apicomplexa; Aconoidasida; Haemosporida; Plasmodiidae. The record is from RefSeq and is a predicted model, not a curated record.